AUGGUGGGCUGCUGCAAUGAAUUGAAUGCCGGCUAUGCUGCCGAUGGGUACUCACGAUCAUCUCCAGCUCGGGCUGCAGUUGUAUUUGUCACCUUCAUGGUAGGAGGGCUGUCGCUGCUCAACGCAAUUGCCGGUGCAUAUUCCGAACGACUGCGGGUCAUUGUUGUCUCCGGGGCUCCUCCAACCGACACAUUUGGACAAGAUUGUUUGAUUCAUCAUACGACUGGGCUGAAAGAACGAGACCAGGCAAUCCGAAUGUUUGAGCAUGUGACUACAGCUUCCGUCCGUCUGGAUCUCAAAGCAAAUCCGGCAUCUGUCCUGGAUCAGGCACUUCUCCGUUGUCUUGAGAACUCACUUCCGGUUUAUAUCGAGCUCCCGGCUAAUCUUGCCGAGUACCCAUGCGACAUUCCCAGACCGCUCAUCCUCUCGCGACAACGAGGAUCUCUACCUAGUCUAGUUCAAGACGCAUUAGAUCUCUUUACCAGGUACUGGAGGGAAGCACAAAGCCCGGUAAUACUUGUUGGACCACUUGCGCGACACGGCCUACCCCGGGAUACUCUGCUUUCUUUUAUCGAGAAGUUAGGAUGUCCUGUGUUCUGCCAGCCCGACGCCAAGUCCCUAGUCCCUGAAGAACAUCCCCAGUUUCAGGGUACUUUCUGGGGGUCAAUUUCGGACCCAGCAUGCAUUGAUGUGGUGAUGAAUUCUGACUUGUGGGUUGGGAUCGGGACACGUUCGUCCGAUUACAACCUGGUAAAGAGGCCCACCCCCCCGAUGUUAGAUCUAAGCCCUGAUCAUCUUCGGGCACCGAAGGGUAAUUUGAUCAGUCCUGCCACAAUGGCUGAUCUAUCGGAGCGUAUUGUCCUUUCCAAUCUCACCGGCUACUGCAUGGAGAGCCACAAUUCCGCCAGCCAUGAGGUAACCCCCUCGAACGGGACAAGUAUGGAGAGCUCUAUUAGCCAGCCCCUAACGAGAGCAGGAAUUUUGAAGUCAAUCCAGUCUUUACUACAACCUAAUGAUACCCUGAUAGCGGAAACUGGUGACAGCUGGUUCAAUGCGCAGAUGAUCAAACUCCCGCCCAGGGUAGACUAUCAAAUGCAGAUGUUAUAUGGUUCUAUCGGAUGGAGUUUACCAGCAGCAAUGGGUUCUCAACUUGCCCGGCCAGAAGGGCGUUCUGUCUUAAUGAUUGGGGACGGGAGCUUCCAAAUGACAGCUCAGGAGUUGAGCACGAUGAUUCGAUUGAAAAUGAACUCCGUGAUUUUCAUCUUCAAUAACAUGGGAUACAGAAUUGAGAGUGCAAUCCACGACGGUCCAUAUAAUUACGUCAGCAAUUGGAACUAUGCUCUCUUUGCGGAGACCUUGUGCAAUAUAUCCCACAGCCCUGGAAACGGGAACAACUAUCUGACAGAUGUGGAAAGAAGAGACCAAAACAAUCCAGCUCUAUUUGCGAUGCGCAUCAGGACCCACGACGAUUUACUAUUGGCGGUGGAUCGUGUUCUGAGUGAGUCAAAUAAGCUGGCAGUUCUCGAGUGCUGCAUUCAUCCCUGGGAUAUAAGUGAAGCUUUAGCUCGAUUUGGUCAGGCUGUCGGCCAAAAAUAA
Penicillium subrubescens is the source of this 1596-nucleotide messenger RNA. RefSeq names its product Polyketide synthase enoylreductase. The record is from RefSeq and is a predicted model, not a curated record. Gene Ontology annotation, molecular function: magnesium ion binding; carboxy-lyase activity; thiamine pyrophosphate binding. The coding region runs from base 1 to 1596 and encodes 531 amino acids. NCBI's taxonomy places the organism in Eukaryota, Fungi, Ascomycota, Eurotiomycetes, Eurotiales, Aspergillaceae. The transcript has 2 exons.